Messenger RNA from Ictalurus furcatus (blue catfish), 3507 nucleotides. It is a transcript of the gene kcnip4a, whose product is annotated as potassium voltage-gated channel interacting protein 4a. The record is from RefSeq and is a predicted model, not a curated record. Gene Ontology annotation, biological process: regulation of potassium ion transmembrane transport. The transcript has 8 exons. The coding region runs from base 193 to 894 and encodes 233 amino acids. Lineage: Eukaryota; Metazoa; Chordata; Actinopteri; Siluriformes; Ictaluridae. Gene Ontology annotation, molecular function: potassium channel regulator activity; calcium ion binding. Gene Ontology annotation, cellular component: voltage-gated potassium channel complex.
CUGUCCGCUGACAUCUUGAGCACACUCCCCUGGCCACGCAGCCUGGAUUUGGGACAGGAGCUGGGUGGCACACGUGGGUGCCCUGGGGUACAGGGCCCAUGCCAGUCUGUGGAAGAGGGCACAUGGGCGUUGGGUAACUGGAGCUCAGAUGUGGAGGAGCCAGGGGGCUGGCAUGAGUCAGGGCAGGGUGCGAUGCUGGGCACGGCGUGGGAGACGGAGGGGCUACAGACGCUGGGCAUCGUGGUGAUCGUGUGCGCCUCACUCAAACUGCUGCACUUGCUCGGCCUCAUCAGCUUCUCCGAGGACAGUGCAGAGGAUGAGCUGGAACUGUCAGCCGUGCGCCAUCGGCCAGAAGCCCUGGAGCAUCUGGAGGCCCAGACCCGCUUCUCUCGCAAAGAGCUACAGAUUCUCUACCGCGGCUUCAAAAAUGAAUGUCCAAGUGGUGUGGUCAAUGAAGACACAUUUAAAGACAUUUACUCACAGUUCUUUCCACAAGGAGAUGCAUCCACGUAUGCACAUUUUCUGUUCAACGCAUUUGACACAGACCACAACGGCGCAGUGAGUUUUGAAGAUUUCGUAAUGGGCCUGUCUAUACUGCUACGGGGCACAGUUCAGGAGAAACUCAACUGGGCAUUUAACCUGUAUGAUAUUAACAAAGAUGGAUAUAUAACAAAAGAGGAAAUGUUAGACAUCAUGAAAGCCAUUUAUGACAUGAUGGGCAAGUGGACAUAUCCUAUUCUUAAAGAGGAAACGCCAAAACAACACGUGGAGAUAUUUUUCCAGAAAAUGGACAAAAAUAAGGACGGCGUUGUCACCAUAGACGAAUUUAUAGACUGCUGCCAAAAUGAUGAAAACAUCAUGAGAUCGAUGCAGCUUUUUGAAAAUGUCAUUUAAUAGCCGGGUGGACAACAUACCUCUGGUGGCUGGUCGGCUCAUGCAAGCACCUUUCUACUCCACAUGCGCCAAUAUCCUCAUUAAGAUAAAUGGAUUUGAAUGGAAGGCAAACACUCAACCCAGAAAACACCAUUCUUUUGGGUUCAAAGCACAUUUCAACCCACAUUAAUUUCAUUACAGUUCUUGUAUAGACGUCAUGCUUUUAAUUAACCAUUUACAGCAACUGCCAUUUGAAAGGUUUUUGUGCAUAGCGUACACUGAGCACUUCCUACAUAGGAGGUCAUGCUGGAACGGAUUACUUUUAAUCUCCCAGCUAUGUUCCAUUAAGUGUUACCAAUAAUAUUGAAACAAAAUGAAAUUAUUGUUUUCAUUACCCCUUACAGCCAUAGCAUUUAUUUCUGCCCUUAAUCUUGUGAGAAAGACUGGGAACAUUAGUCUCAGUCAGUUCUAACUAUGUACUGCGGAGAGCAUGUUUUAUACACACGGUGCAUGUGGAAUCCGUUUUUUAUGGUUUGAUUUACUGUAAAAUCUGUAAAUAAGGGCCACAACAAAUACAUUGGUCCUUACUUCAAUUUAUGUUGUUAUCUUUUGUCAAAGCAUUUAAACAUACUGUAUGUCCAAAGGCACAGAUAUUUUGAUUCCAGACAUUUCUUAAGACAAGCAUUUUAGUCCAAAGUUUGAAAGACUAUGAAUAUGAGAAACAUUUGUUGAAUCUUUUUUUUUUUUUUUACAUUUAUGGCAUUUGGCGGAUGCCUUUAUCCAGAGCGAUUUACAGAAGUGCUGAUGAUGGGAAGGUUGAUCGGGGAAGUAACUGUAACUGCAUGGAAUUCGAAGGAUGAGAUGUUGAGAUGAGACAGGGAGAGAGGUGUGAAGUGUGAGAGAAAGCAUAAGCAGAGGAUAGAGCAGCCGGUGUAGCUGAGUUCUGUGGAGAUAUCCAGGUCUCAGUUAGUGCCAGAAAGUCAAGAGAGUAAAGGGAAGCUAAAGCUGAGAUUAAAUCAGCUUUCUUUACAGCAGACUGGCAAUUUGAGAGCCACCUACCACUGCUGUUUGAGACUGAAACAGCAGAGGAGGGUAGAUGAGGUUACUGGUAGUUCAGCCUCUGGUUUGUGGAUGAGAGCUUCUAGGUCUGAGAGAGGUGACAACAGAGAUACUGUAGGUUUGAAGCACAUGUCUAGUCAGGAAUGAAGUUAGUGAAUAUAGGGCUAAGAAGGAACUGGUAACACUUAACUGAACAAGAAGAAAUAAACACCACUAAACUUGAUACUUUAUCUAAAUUGAUGCUGCUAACACUAGUGUCUGUAACCUUCAAUAUAUCUUAGUAAGCCCUGCCCACAAUUCACACCUUAAGAGAGACUGAAAUUUCACUUGCUUAAUCACCUGAGAUUAGCAUAGACUAACAAACUCUUCCAAGCAACACUACUGAAUCAACAAUACUAUACAAUACAGCAAUUCUAGUGGCAAGAAUCUAGAUCCAACUGAGUCAAGUAGAUAGUACACAAAAGUCAGAAUCCUACCUUACCUGUAGAGAAUAAAUUCAAGAUAGAACACUGUGUAAAUUAAAUAAUUGCAGGUUUCCAACUUUAUUCAUGAAUAUUUGCCAAGCAUAUUAGAGUAAUAACGAAAUAUACUCAAUAAGAUACUGUGUCAUUAUUUUUAGAUUUAUGUUUUGAGUAGUACUAUUCUUAAAACAAUGGUAUUGCAGUUUGGUUUUAUUUACUACGAUUCUAACAUUGUACCGAACAGAGCACUAUUUGAGCCAUACAGUAUUUGAUUUGAUUCAUGAUCAUUAUGACAGUGUGUGUGCUAAGAACAUCCAGAGUCUGAUGAGAGGCACUAAUUUGUGCAGAUUCUGUGUCUUUAAUUUGGACUUACACUUGAAGUACAUUUUGUUCUAUUUCUUGCCAGUUCUGGCAUAGGAACAAUGAACAUUGCUGCUUUUUCAUUACAUUAUGUCGCACGCUACAAAGAGCAUCCUUUCAUAUUUUUUAUGUCAUUCCAAAGCAGUCAACCUUUUUCUCUGCCGGGUUUUUCCUCUCCUGUUUUCUGGCAUUAGAACUGAUUAGCUCCUGCUGGCUGAAUCAAAGAUGUAGGUAUAGCUGUGACUGGCUACAGCACAGACAGAACAGUGAGCAUGCUGGGUAGCAGAUGCAUGUUUUCUGUCUCCCAGUAGCAUCCAAGAGCACUUGUCCAAAGGCAAAAUUUCCAACUGCCAUGUAAUGCAAUUACCACCAGCAAUAUGCUACAUGGCAUGCACUGGGUUCUUUGAAAAGCAAGCUGAUUUGUGUAAAAAUUUUUAAAAAACUAUUUUAUGUUAGAAAUUGUCUCCAGAUCUUUUUGUUGGUACUGUGGACAUGAAAUUUAGAAAAAUUACACUUUGUAGUUAUAUUUUUUUAUAUUGUUUUAAAGAGCAUGUUUUUCCUGAUUUACUGGUAGGCAAUGACAAUUUAAUAUUGAAAACUAACCUAUAUUAUAGUUCAAAUAUUGUCUUCUCAAGGUAAAUAAGUCCAUACAAUCCUAUAUUUUCAAGUUAUGAAAAUAUAUAAUGGAAAAUGUCAUUUGUUUUCCGUAAUUUAAUUCAAAAAGUGGAACUGUCAUGUAUUCUAGAUUCAUUAC